GUUGGCGUCAUAUCGUUGCAUCAUAAAUCGGCUGUUUAAUCAUCAUUGUUAGAACCCGGCAUAUUUGCUCUGCAACAACCUGCUAAAAUGGAUCGUCAAAGCACCGCCGAUUCCGUUGUCUCCUGUUGCGCGGCUGCUGGAGGACAAUGCAAUUGCGCAGAGAUACAAAAUGAGACGAUAAUCAAGUGGCAACAACAACACCAACCAAAUGUACCUCAGCAAGAAACACCCGAACAACAACAAGUAACGGAAGCCCAAGAGGAAAUUAUUCCCUUGAUAGCUACUAAGAAAGAGUUGGAUGAUCUGCAGCAGAAUUUAGCUAUGGAGGAUUAUUUUAAUGAUAUAAGGCUAAAGCUGAAGGCUAAAAUAAAGGCCACAGUAACGAAGGCACGACUUCAUGAGGCCUUAUAUCUGAUCUUCAAUAGGUUGUUUCUAGUAGAAUGUAGUUGGAGUGGAAGAGGAGGCAAAAUAGCUUUUCGGAAGUACGAUCAGGUGUUGCGGCUAUUUGGUCGCAUAGGUGAUGUCGGUGAAAAAAACGUUGAGAAAGCAUUCCUUGAGAAAUUUAUUCAAGGAAAACUUCAGAAUGCAAAAAACAGUUCAACUAUAUCUGGUGUGAUUAAAAGUGUGACUCGUGGUUCAUUCACACGGAAGACCAAAGGACGGCGUAACAAAAAAAUUUAAAAUAUAGUUUAGU
This is a messenger RNA of Anopheles arabiensis, 694 nucleotides long. RefSeq lists its product as uncharacterized. The record is from RefSeq and is a predicted model, not a curated record. The transcript has 2 exons. The coding region runs from base 88 to 681 and encodes 197 amino acids. Lineage: Eukaryota; Metazoa; Arthropoda; Insecta; Diptera; Culicidae.